Molecule: messenger RNA, 2667 nt
Organism: Penicillium chermesinum
Lineage: Eukaryota; Fungi; Ascomycota; Eurotiomycetes; Eurotiales; Aspergillaceae
Product: putative GTPase activating protein (Evi5)
Exons: 4
Coding region: 1-2667 (888 amino acids)
Source: RefSeq, a predicted model, not a curated record
AUGUCCGAAUCCACGCCCACGUCGCCUGUGCAACCUGCGCCUAACCACGACUCAAUGGUGACCGUGUCGCUAUCCGACAUCCAAUCCAACUCGGAGCAUACCCAGCCGGACUGGCAAUCCCUCGAUAUACCUUCCACCCCGGUAGAAUCCACUCCGGAAUAUGUAUCGGACGCCAAACAAAAUCGGGUCGAGUCUCUCGGUCCUAUGCCACUUCAGGAUGCCGCAAAGACCACAUUUGUCCCUACCGAUGGCCCUCCGACCCCAACGAUAACGAACCAGAGUAUUGUGGAGGAGGAAGAGCCCGAAAAAGAUGUCGACUGGGAGCAUCUAGAUAAGACAGAGGAGCAGGAGCCACGUGGCGAGGGUUCAGAUGAUUCAACCGCCCUUCUAUUAGCUCGGCUCGAGCAAGAGAACAAUGCCCUAGCCACAGAUCCGAAGGCGGGGAUCAGUAGUCCUCAGGCUCGAAUCCAGUUGCACCAGCGACAAUCAAGGUCGCAGUCGUUACAUCAAAUUAAACGGCUGAUCAAGGAACCGACUCGGCAUGAGCUGCGUUACUCGCAACUGCAGCCACCGCCAAUGACCGAGUUGGAAUUCUGGGCUGCGCUCGUGGCAGACUACCCCCAGACAGCACAGCGCCUACCGACUUUGACCUCGAAUAAGAUCCAGGGAGGUGUGCCGCCGCCAUUGCGUGGCGUGGUCUGGCCGAGUUUAGCGGGCGCGCGUGAUCCCACAUUGGUCGAUGAGUUCCAAAGGCUCUCCGGGGAAAGCAGCCCAUAUGACGGAUUAAUUGGCAAGGACAUCGGUCGCAGCUUUCCUAAUGUGGAAAUGUUUCGUGACCCCAACGGCGAAGGUCAACAGAUGCUAGCCCGGGUGUUAAGAUGCUUCAGUCUGUACGAUGCAAAGAUCGGAUAUUGUCAAGGCUUAGGCUUCGUGGUCGGGCCUUUGCUAAUGCACAUGUCAGAUGCAGAAGCUUUCUGUGUGCUUGUUCGACUGAUGGACCAUUAUAACUUGCGGACCUGUUAUCUGCCGGAUCUGUCUGGCCUUCACUUACACGUCUACCAGUUUCAAAAUCUUCUUGCCCGACAUCGCCCAGCCCUGUUCGACCAUUUAGAGUCACUCAAUGUGGAACCAGUCUAUGUUUCGCAGUGGUUUCUGUCAUUCUUUGCAGUGACCUGCCCGCUGCCAAUGCUUCUCCGAAUUUAUGACGUGAUUUUCCUGGAGGGGGCCUGCGAGACCUUGAUGCGGGUCGCGCUCUCCCUGAUGCAGCGGAAUGAGAAGAGGAUUUUGGCCUGCACCGAAUUCGAGGAUGUGAUGCAGCUUCUGCUCUCAAGAAGCUUGUGGGAUACAUACGCCUUCAACGCGGAUGACCUAGUCAAUGACUUCGUUUCGUUGACAUCUCUUGUCACCAAAGAGAGCCUUCAAGCCCUUGAGGCCAAUUACAAUCACUCUCAGGGUGUCCCGACCGGUAUUUCCUUUCCACAGAUGCAAGCUGCUGCAUCUCGGUUUCUUGGACGCCUGUGGGCUGGUUCCAACUCUCAUAACUCAGUCAAAUCACUCAAUCCCAAUAACAGUCCUUCUCGUCCUAACAGCACCAUCCGCCGCUCCACUUCAAAACAAAGCAUGACAUCAACACUCAACUCGAUCGAAAGCUCCUCGGAUGCAAGCACUGCGCCCACCGAACUGUCCAGUACGGCUACUGUGGAUGGCAAGUCAAGGGUUAAAUCCAACAUGUCUGCCUACCAAAAAGACAGAGAUCUUUACACUCAGAUCGAAGAUCUUCUCAUGGCUCUGACCGACCUCCAGCGGCAGAACUCAGAUCUCUCUUUGGAAUUACAGCAGGAGCGGGAGGAACGUGAGGAAGACCAUUCUCUCGCUAAAGAAAUGCUUAGCCAUAUUCAAGAGCAACCUGAAGAGUCCCAGCCGACAGAACUCAUUUCGAAAGCGCAAGACCGAUUUGCUUCCAAUGAACAUAAGGAGGCCGCGAUUCCCCAGACCAAGCACCAGUUACACGAUGAUAUGAUUCGGUGGAAGGAAAUGUACGAGCUUGAAGCCGGCAGAUGUACUAAUCUGUCCCGGCGCAUGGACGAAUUCGAGAAAGAGAACACGUCGCUGAAGGAAGAGUUGCGCGAGGCCCGUGGUCGGAUUCAAGAGGGAUACCGGGAUAAACAACGCCUGGAGCGAUUGAACACGGAACUGCGUUCGAUCAAAAUCCCUCCGGGACCAAAGACACCCUCCGAGAUCAACUCUGCAGAUUCUGAUACCGCAUCUCCUCCGAGAACCUUCCCCUCAAGGACUCCCAAACGCACCAGCAGCCUCGGCCUUCAGAGUGUCCUUUCUACAGAAAACAAUAAGCCAGCGCCCGACGAAGCUUUGCUGCUGGAGCUGGUGGGGGCGAAGACCGCCGAAGCCGUAGCAAAACAAGAACUCGAGGAGGUCAAGGCCAAGUUGGAUUCACUGCGGAAAAUGUUCAGUGCAGCUACAGCUCAGCCUGCCUCCAAGGCCGAAAACCGAUCUUCAUUCCUUGGGCACUCACACUCAAGAGCGAGCAUCUCAAAAGCCCCGACCGAGCCCUUGAAGACACCUGCUGCUUCCCAUACUGGGGGUGGGGGCUUCUUCAGUGGCUGGGGUCGCCGAGCUCCCACUCCCAGCACCGAGCCCUCUGCAUGA